AUAGUUAAAAUUAGAUGUUUUACUAGUUUCAACAAUAGCAACUGUAAAGAUUUAUUGCAGCACUUCUUCCUAAUAACAGGAUCAAGCAUGGAAUGUGAAACGGUCUUAGAGAAACAGAGUAAAAACAAUUCCGACGCAAUGUGGGAGACAUUGUUCAUAACACUAACGGACGGCGUACAGAAGUGUAACUCCAACAUGGAAACGAUAUUGGAUAUGAUAAAAAAAGACCUUACCUACGACGACCCUGGAUUGUUUCCGUCUACACUGCUUGUCGAACAGGUUGAACGGGAUCCGGUCAAAGCUUGCAACUUUUGGCUUUUGAAUCAAUUAUUGCAAAUUGCUUCACUCGAAGAAUACCGAGAAAUUAAGCAGAGUAACUUCGAACUCCAACAAACAAUUCUAUCGGCCAGUUUCCUAAAGCAACACUGGUUUUUCUAUGAAGCCGUUUCGAAGUACCUGGAAAUUUUAGAUCAGCUGAAUGGUUUUACGGAAAAUACGCAGCUUCAGCUGAAAGCUUUCCAAACGCCGUUAGAACACUUCAGUCGGUUCAACAGCCCGUGCGUAUUUACCGCGGUUGAGAUAAAGGAUAUCGUCACGAAACGAACCUUGACAGAAAAUUGCCUGCACAUACUGAGCGAGGUGGUGUGUCUUAUCGAUGAUAGAUCUAACCAGUUACUGCGCGAGCGCUGCGCUGAGCUGGUUCUUACGACACUGAAUUCUGGUUCCCUAGAGGAGAAAACAUAUAGCCUUAUGUUCUUCGCGAAAUAUCUUAAAUUAGUUAGCGAUGUUUCACGUAAUUUGGAACCACUGGCUGUAGAAGUACUGUCUAUCGUGGAAACGUCCUUAGAACGUUCCAGCCGUUGGUUAGACAGUCAAUUAUUUCGUCCUAAAGCGUUGCAACAUUUCAAAAUGGCAUUGGUGGAUUUUUUCUCCAAACUGAAAAAUACGUUGUUCAGUUAUUCGUUUCUUGAGUGUCACACCAAGUUAGUUCUAUGUUCUGUUCGAAUAAUUAUGAAUUUGCUAUCAAACAAGAAAAAUGAUGAAACUGAGAAUCAAAAGUUGUUUGAGCAGAUUAGACUAUUUUUGAAGGUGCUUAUAAGUAAGACCGAUUCAAGUUCAACAACCGAUGGAUAUGAAGACAUCUUUCCACUCAUUAGACAAUUACCAGAUAUGCUUGAAUUGCUGGAGAUACCUAUUACAAAUGAAGCUCUUGAAGUUGCAAAAGAAAACGACACAGUAUCACUGCUAGAUUGCAGCUUUUUCUGGAAGAACACGUUGGACCUAUUAGAAAACAAAGAGAGAGCUCCCAGCGGUGUGCAAAAACUAAAUAUCAGACAGCAGAUUCUUCGAUUAGCCGUUAAUGUUGAUCACAAUUUCUCCGUAUGGAAGCAGAAAUCAAAAUUAAACAACAAGCAAUUGGUGAUUUUCGGAAAGCACCUGCAGAAAUUUCUUCAUGAUAUGUUUGAAGACAUGGAAACAAUUGACUUUAGCAUAGAAAUCAUUGCUUAUAUGUUGGAUAUUUGUUUUGAUGCUUUACGUUUGAUCGAUUUUAGCUCUCUAGAAGAAAAUUUCCAAGAAAAAAUUUGUGGUAGACUAUUUUUGCCAUUUUCUCAAGAGCACAAAUUCGACAGUAUUUCAAUUCCGGAAGAAGUAUUAUUAAAAUGGAACCAACUUCAAUUAAACGAAAGAGAUGCGGGAAUUUUGAAAUCUCGAACUAUAGAUGAGCUAUGCUCGUUGAUUGUUGAUCAUAUUUCACAGUCCCUAGCUAAAAAUCUCAAGAACGCAACAUGGGGAAUUAUUACGAAUAUCCUUGCUUCUACUGAAGUAGAGCGAAAGCAGACUCUGCUCAAAUGUUACUCAAAUCUUUUGUUAUCCUACAAAUUCCCUGCCACAGAAUUAUUUUCUGGGAUACUUCAAAAGGCACUAUUUGUACCGGACUUGCAGUCCAUUGCAGUUAAAAAUAUUAGCACUCAUUUUUGUCUUAAAACAGGCAGCGUGAAUUUAUAUCAGAUUAAAGACGCAACUACCAUUCUAAAACGAAGAAUUCAUUGCCAGCAAUGUAAACCAGGUGCGGAGGAGAAUGACAUUUUCUGCACUCAGCUGCCUCGUUCACAGCUGAUGCUAGCAUCAAACGGGUAUCAAAGUGCUAUAUUGGUACCACUUCCAGUAGAAGACCAUCAGUUUCCAUUUUCUGAGGACGACUUGGAACAGUUAUUCCGAUCCGAGGACAGCGCAACGCGCGUUGAAAUGGUAAAAGUUCUAGCAGUUAUGUUGAAGCAUAACGAAAUAAUAACAAACCAGAGAAUUCUGCCGGCUUGGAGUGAACUUAUCUCGUGCGGGAUUGUUGAAGUGUACGUUGCUUUUGCUGAUAUAUUCAACUCUCUGAUGGAAUCUGUGCAGAGCGCGAAAAUUGACAGCUCGGAACGUGAUAAAAUCAUUCAAACAUGCAUGGACAAAUUGCUCCAAGCAGUACGUCGCAGUGUGGACAAACCGGAUUAUAAUCACCAAUCGGUAGUGAUGAAUAUGGUCCUACGGUUCGCCUCAAGUCCGGGCAUCGGCGAACAGCGAUUGAUACACUGCAUUCGAAUGAUGUUCUUUUUCCUUAUGCUUCGAGAGUCGGAGGUGACCCGUGAGGCCAUACUGCUUGUGGAGGAAAUGUGCGUAAAACAUGGCGUUACUCCACGUGAUAUGUUCAAUUGGUAUCGGCACGAUAUCGUCAAGUUGAUAAUGGCCAUGUGUGCUACUAACUAUUGCUGUUAUGAGAUUUCUCUGUCGAAGUCAUUGAGUCAUGUCAGCAAAGCUUUCCAAUUUUCAUCUGGUCCAGUUGAAUUUCUCACUAAGUAUUAUAAAAUAGUUCUUGCUAUGCUUCUUCCGUGGUGUGUAAAGCGUCCCAAAUGUGCACCUCUGCUGCAAGAGUUAUGCGAAAUUAUUCGGACGGAUAUAACUGUUCUUUUAUCGAAAUCUUUCUCCACUAUUUAUCCGUACCUAUUUAUCAACGAGUCGGCUGCAAUCACUAAUCAAUGCAUUGACUAUAUAAUUACCAAUACAGGCAACACAUUGGUACAUUUACUGCAAUCAGACAUCAAGAAAACAGUUUCGGAAAUUUUGAUCUUCUACCAUCUGAACGCAGAGUGUGUCCUGCAUGCAUUUCGAAGUUUACUCGCGAAGGACGAGAACGAGGAAAUUACCACGGCUAAAAUGGCAGAAUAUAUUGCCGGUCGAUUUCUGGGAGUUUUGGCUUUUUUUGAAGCGUCGCUUGUAAAUGUGGACAAUGAAAAGGCGCUCAAGCGUGAGACGCUUCUUAGUCUAGGUGAAAUUAUUCGCCUGUUAGGCGGUUCACAUAUUACGCCGUUUCGGUUUAAAAUUAUUGCUCUGCUGAAAACCACCAUGGCUAUUGAGGAACCAAACUUGAAAGAUAUUUGCAUUAAAGUGUGGCGAAUUUUCAUUUGCACGGUGGAUGUUCAACAGUUGGGGCCACUGUUAAGUACUAUUUUCGUAUCUCUGGGACAAUACAUCGACCAAUUCCAGGAAGAUAUUAACUACAUCUUUCACUAUCUAGUGGUUCAAAACAAUAGUAUAUUGAGCCAACAUGUUCCGGAUUUGUUUUUUCUAGAUCAAACUAAUGUUAGUGAGGAGAUAAGGAAAAUCGUUUCAGCACAAUCCAAAAACGACCGUGGCCGCGAUCAAUUUUUACUACGUUUCACCGAGCUAGUUAAACAUGUUACGCAUGAAAACCUUUCGGUGCGGAUUUACGGAUUGAAAUAUUUGAAGCAACUGUUUAUGGAGAAUCGUCGCAAAUUAAAUGAAUUAAUGGUAGGCCAGUUGACAUUCAAUCCAUUGAUGGAGGAACUGCUGAACAAUCUAAUUAAAAGCUGUAGUGACAUUGAUAUUAAUUAUCGCUUAAAUGCAUCGGAGUGCAUGGGAGAGUUGGGCGCAUUGGCACCUAGCUAUUUACCGCCUAACUACGCACCACAGGACAGCUUUGCACUAAGCAUCCAUUCGGACGCCUUCGCUUCUAUGGCGUUAGCUGAGCUAUGCCGCGCUUAUCAAUCUCAGAAAGAUACAAAAUUUGUUGAUAGUUUUUCACUAGCUAUUCAAGAUAUCCUCGUGGAACGUGGAGUAUCUCCAAGCGACGGUAAAAAACUAAAUGUGUGGCAUACCAUACCUGAGCGUUUGCGACCGUUAAUGGAACCACUGCUGACUUCAUCCUACACGGGGCUUACGCGAAUAUCAACCCUCGAGUGCCAUCCGAUUUUCGGCAGCUCUAGGGCUCAAUCCUAUCAAGAAUGGGCAUUUCUGUGGGCGUCACAGAUGAUUGAAAAAAUGGAAAAAAGUAAGACCCAAAGCUUACUGAAAUCGUUUCAGCCGAGCAUUCGAUGUGACAUGAAAACAAUGGCAAUGUUUCUGCCGUAUAUAUUGCUGCAUGGUAUUCAGAGUAGCACUGAGGAUAACCAAAAACGCAUAGUAGAGGAGUUGCAGUUUCUUUUUAACGCUAUCAUGAACAACAAUCCGGAAGUGGACAGUCCUGAGCAGCAAGAUGGCUAUAUUCGUGGAUUGCGAAGCAUGCAAUUUGUGGCAAAAGAAUUCAAGUUGCAUGGCUCUGAUGCUGCUGAGGUGACAGAUAUGUCGUUCGAGUGUGCCAAACUUGCAUUUACACUGCUGGACUUUUUGGAAAAAUGGAAACGCCAAUGGCGAAAGGCAUAUCAGCUUGAUCCGAGUAAAUCAGAUUUCCAUUGCGUCGAUGCGUUCCUUCGGCAGUUCGAUGGGGAAAUGUUGGCUAAAAUUAAUUUCAAGUGUAACGAAUAUGCACGCUCUCUCAUAUAUUUAGAAGAGUUUAUUGAAGAUGAUCCAGCAAGGCUGCAGCAACAUUUAGGAAUGUUGGCAAGAAUUUAUACUUACUUGAACGAUCCGGAUUCAGUUGAAGGAGUCGUAGGUCUGAAAACUACAGAACCAACUCUGUCCGAACAGAUUCUUCUGCAUAACGCUACCGGUCAACUUAAUCAAACUGCGGCUUGUUACGAGUGUAUGCUGCAGGAUGGUGAUGUGACUGCUUUCGAUAUUCAUAAUAUGGUCGAAUGUUAUCUCAGGUUGGAUCAGCCGCAUACUGCACUACUGCUGUCGGAGAGUUUACUAAAUAAGUAUUAUGACCAGAAUGUGCAGUCACUCCUGCAGGAAAUUAAAACCGAACCACUAUAUCGUCUGGGCCGUUUCGAUGAAUUGGAAGAACUGUUACAAACACCGGUGCUUCAGGAAAGCGACAGUUGGGGUGCAGUAUGUGGAUCCCUUAUGGUCAGUUACAAGAAGAAUCAACAUGAGUUGUUUAUGGAAAAGUUAAAGCAGGCUAGAUUAGCCGUUCUGAAAUGCCUGCGAAAUGCUGAUCUAAAGCUUAGUGCUUAUGAAAAGGGAUAUGAACAGGUCUUGAAACUACAUAUGAUCACUGAGUUCGAGAAAUGCGAACAAAUUCUGGACAGUAUACGGUCGUCCGGGGGGCUAGUCAACAGUCACUCAGAUAUCAGAAACUUGAUAGCAGACUUCGAACAGCGUUUGGAUCUUCUUCAGCCGAACGCUACCACUGUUGAGCCAAUUAUAAGCCUUCACAGAGUAUUGCUAAAUGAGACAAAGGUUUUUAUUAAUGGGCUAUCGUCUAGCGACACCCAAAGCGUCAAUAUAAAGCAAAUAAAUGAAACUAUCGACGAACAUAUUGGCAAAUUGUGGAUAAAAAGUACAGAGCUGGCGUCUAGAGCAAAAAUGUUUGAUCAAGCUCAUCUGUAUAUUUUGCACGCGGAACACUAUAAACCCAAAGAAUUGUUUAUCAAAAAAGCAAAGCUGUUGUGGGAAGGACGUAAAAUGUCAAAUGCAUUUCAAGUACUAGACCGAGGACUGGCAGAUAUUUUGCAAAAAACCAAUGUUUCAGAGGUAAAACAAUUAUCACUGGAGGAUAAGGCUAUCUACGCAGAAGGCAAACUUAUGAUAGCCAUAUACAAUGCCGAAGCCUCUAAUGUUUCUGCAAGCGUAAACCAGAGAUGCUUCAAAGAUGCAGUCGUGGCUAAUCCGGAAUCUGAAAAAAGUAUGGUUCAUUUGGCACAAUAUUUAGAUAAGCUUUAUGUGACUUUCUCUGCUGACGACCAAAAUACUGCCAAAGGUUGGGAAUUACUGCAGGAAAUAAUGACUUAUUAUGGAAAAUCUAUGAUGUAUGGUUAUACUUACAUUUACCAAUCGAUGCCGCGAGUUUUGAGCAUUUGGCUUGAUUGUACUUCCCGAGGUUUCAAUAACGAUUCUUAUCGUAAAAUUUGCUCAAACAUGAACAAGCUUGCGCUGAAGUUUAGCGAAACUUUAUCACCGUAUUUCUUUUUCACUGCGUUUUCUCAACUGAUCAGCCGUGUGGCUCAUCCAUCGAUCGACGUCUACCAGGUGCUUAAAGCUAUAAUAGUCAAACUAAUUCUGCACUACCCUCAGCAAACGCUUUGGAUGAUGCUGAGUGUAUAUAAAUCGUCCUAUGCAAACCGCGUGAAAAGAUGUCAUGAGAUUUUUCACGACAAAAAGCUUGCCAAAACUUCAAUUCAAAAACUGAUAAACGAUUUUAACGCGAUGGCUGAGAAAUUCAUCGAACUGACGAAUAAAAACCUCGAUAAUGUGAAAGAUAUGAAGUUUAAAGUUUCUUCAGUAGUAAAGUCGCUUCCAAAACUCUUCGAAGAUAGUAAUUUCUCCGACAUAAUGAUGCCGAUUCAAAAAUGCAUGCAGCUGGUGUUGGAUAAAAAUUCUUCGACGUUUUCCCCGUAUCCGAUGGAUCUGGUCUACAUUCAGGGGAUACGAGAAGAGGCUGUAAUACUGCAAUCACUGCAAAAACCCAGGAAGGUAACCCUGAUCGGCCAUGAUGGUCGUGAUUAUGUCAUGAUGAUGAAACCGAAGGACGAUCUUCGGAAGGAUUUCCGCCUAAUGGAAUUCAACGCUGUAGUUAAACAGUAUCUCUACCAGGACCCGGAUGCCAAGCAUCGCCGUCUGAACAUCCGAACGUACGCCGUACUACCGUUAAACGAAGAGUGCGGCAUUAUCGAAUGGGUAGAGAAUCUCAGUACCUUCCGCAACAUUCUCUGCACCUAUUAUAAGCAACGUGGUAAAGGAUUACCAUCUAAAGAACUGCGAAAUUACAAUUUCAAACGUCACGAGCCAUUGCAGACUAAAAAGGAUGCUUUUCUGAAUGUACUUGUGCCGCGUCACCCUCCGGUGUUUGGUGAAUGGUUUCGGGAUCGCUUCUCAAAUCCACACAAUUGGUUCCAAGCCAGAAGUUCGUAUGUAAGAACCACGGCAGUCAUAUCCAUUGUUGGCUACAUACUUGGGCUGGGCGAUCGUCAUGGUGAAAAUAUUCUUUUCGAUGCCAAGAAUGGCGAUACGGUGCACGUUGAUUUCAAUUGUUUGUUCAAUAAAGGCGAAACAUUUGAAAUUCCAGAACUAGUGCCAUUCCGUCUCACACAUAACAUGGUGAAAGCUAUGGGACCUCUUGGUGUCGAAGGACCGUACCGCAGAUGUUGUGAAAUUACCCUGAGAGUUUUACAGAAUCAAACUCCUACCCUUAUGUCGGUACUUAAACCGUUUGUCUAUGAUCCGCUGGUAUCAUGGAGCAAAAUAACUAAACACGACGGCAUGACCGAACGAACGGAUCCUCAUGCAAUGAGCAAUGUGAAACAUAUUGAAGAGCGAUUAAAAGGGUUUGUUCGAGUUCAGGGCAGCACAUCGCAGAUUCCCCUCUCGGUAGAGGGCCAAGUAAAUCAUUUGAUAAGCGAAGCAACCGAUUUAGACACCCUAGCUCAGAUGUACAUCGGUUGGGCUGCAUAUAUGUGA
Sabethes cyaneus is the source of this 7839-nucleotide messenger RNA. RefSeq names its product serine/threonine-protein kinase ATR-like. Gene Ontology annotation, biological process: DNA damage checkpoint signaling; protein phosphorylation; telomere maintenance. Gene Ontology annotation, molecular function: protein serine/threonine kinase activity; protein binding. The record is from RefSeq and is a predicted model, not a curated record. The coding region runs from base 88 to 7839 and encodes 2583 amino acids. Gene Ontology annotation, cellular component: nucleus. The transcript is spliced from 9 exons. Lineage: Eukaryota; Metazoa; Arthropoda; Insecta; Diptera; Culicidae.